Messenger RNA from Drosophila suzukii, 8107 nucleotides. RefSeq names its product receptor protein-tyrosine kinase sevenless (gene sev). The record is from RefSeq and is a predicted model, not a curated record. Gene Ontology annotation, biological process: positive regulation of kinase activity; regulation of TOR signaling; protein phosphorylation. Gene Ontology annotation, molecular function: ATP binding; protein binding; transmembrane receptor protein tyrosine kinase activity. Gene Ontology annotation, cellular component: plasma membrane; signaling receptor complex. NCBI's taxonomy places the organism in Eukaryota, Metazoa, Arthropoda, Insecta, Diptera, Drosophilidae.
UCCGAUCGCGCCACUGCGCAGUACGUAACGCUCAUAAUUCCAGAUUCAGAUACAGAUAUAUCUGCGACAUUUCGUCGAGGUAUACUCGUUCUGGGACUUUUGAAUUUGCAUAACAUGGGAAUUGGCUUGUGCGCCGUACAUUACUCAUUGAAUUGGUUCUUUGACUUUGAGAUUUCAAAUCUAAAUAUUAUAUUUUCGUUUUCAGUGAAAUGCGGCACUAAAAUGUAAAUUUGAGCUCGAAAGCAACGAAAAUCGAGUGAACGACAGAAAUUGGAAGACAACCUAAACAAAUUUGGAACUCGGGGUGAAGGUCGAGUGCUCCUCCCGUUUUUCGAUGACUAUGUUUUGGCACCAAAAUGUAGAUCAACAGCCCGAUGAGGAGAACAAACAGCCAAAGAACUCAGCUCCAGCGAGGAGACUAAACAUCAGUUUCAAUGUGAAGAUCGCGGUGAAUGUGAACACCAAGAUGUCAACCACGCACAUAAACCAGCAGGCGCCCUCUUCCCAAGCCCAGGGAACGGGUCCACCGUCGCCCAGCAAGAUUGUGGUCCAUCAGCAGAGCAGCACCUUCGAUCUCCGCCAGCAGUUGGCCCGUCUGGGUCGCCAGUUGGCCAGCGGUCAGGAUGGCCACGGCGGCAUAUCCACCGUCCUUAUCGUCAAUCUCCUCCUGCUGAUCCUCCUCUCGAUCUGCUGCGAUGUCUGUCGAUCCCACAACUUCACGCUCCACCAGAGUCCCGAACCCGUGCCCAAGGACCAAAUGGGUCUGCUGCGUCCCAAACUGGACAGCGAUGUGGUGGAGAAGGUGGCCAUCUGGCACAAGCACGCCGCCGCAGCACCGCCCAGCAUCGUCGAGGGCAUCGCCAUCAGCAGCAGGUCCCGGGCCCCGGAUUCCGCUAUUCUGCCCCCAGCUUAUCAGCAUCCCGAUCCGCAUCACCAUCCGGAUCCGCAUCCGCCGGAGGAGCAGCACGGAGUCGACGAGCGGGUGGUCCUCGAACGCGUCACACGGGACUGUGUCCAGCGGUGCAUUGUUGAGGAGGAUCUGUUUCUGGACGAGUUUGGGAUACAAUGCGAGAAGGCGGACAACGGCGAGAAGUGCUACAAAACACGAUGCACCAAGGGCUGUGCCCAGUGGUAUCGCGCCCUCAAGGAGCUGGAAUCCUGCCAGGAGGCCUGCUUGUCGCUGCAGUUCUACCCGUACGACAUGCCCUGCAUCGGUGCCUGCGAGAUGGCCCAGCGGGACUACUGGCACCUCCAGCGCCUGGCCAUCAGCGACCUGGUGGAGCGGACACAGCCCCAGCUGGAGCGGGCUCCGCGGGCCGAUGGACAGGCCACGCCGCUCACCAUCCGCUGGGCGAUGCACUUCCCGGAGCACUACCUGGCCAGCCGGCCCUUCAACAUCCAGUACCAGUAUGUGGAUCACCAUGGCGUGGAGCAGGAGCUGGAGCCGGAUGUCGGGCAGGAGGAUCAGGAAUCCGGAGCGGGGGGUUCCAGCGCGUGGUUUAACCUGGCUGACUACGACUGUGAUGAGUACUUCGUCUGCGAGAUUCUGGAGGCCCUCAUACCCUACACCCAGUACAGGUUCCGCUUCGAGUUGCCCUUUGGCGAAAACAGGGAUGAGGUGCUUUACUCCCCGGCCACGCCCGCCUUUCAGACGCCACCCGAGGGCGCCCCCAUCUCGGCUCCGGUCAUCGAACACCUGUUGGGUCUGGACGACAGCCACCUGGCGGUACAUUGGCAUCCGGGUCGAUUCACCAAUGGUCCCGUUGAGGGAUACCGCCUGCGGUUGAGCUUCGUAGAGGGAAACCACACAACUGAGCAGCUGGUUCCGGCGGGCCGCGGUAGCUUUAUCUUUUCCCAGCUGCAAUCGGGAACCAACUAUACCUUGGAGCUGACGAUCAUCAAUAAGCAGGGCGAGGGUCCGGCGGCCAAGGGUUUUGUGGAAACCCUUCCCACCCGAAAUGAAAAGCCUGUGAAGGAACUUACCGAAGGUGUCCUCCUGGCCGGACGAAGGGCUGUGAUGUGGCAAUCCCUGGAACCGGCCGGGGAGAGCUCAAUGAUCUACCAGUCGCAGGAGGAUCUGGCUGAUGUGGCCUGGUCCCAGCAGGAGCAGCAAUUGUGGCUCCUCAAUGUCCAUGGGGAGUUGCGCAGCCUAAAAUUUGAGUCGGGACAGAUGGUGAGUCCGGCCCAAAAGCUGAAGCUGGAUUUGGGAAACAUCUCGGCCACUGGACGAUUAAUGCCUCGUCGACUGAGCUUUGACUGGCUGCGUCAUCGACUAUACUUCGCCAUGGAGUCGUUGGACCGAAACCAAUCCAAAUUCCAGAUUAUAAGCACGGAUUUGGAGGGAGAAGCCGCCGAAGAAGCUGGUGAACCCUUCGAUCUGCCGGUUGAGCAGCUGGAAGUGGAUGCCCUGAAUGGCUGGAUCUUCUGGCGGAACGAGGAGGACCUGUGGCGUCAGGACUUGCAUGGUCGAAUGGUCUAUCGCCUGGUCAGGAUUAGGCAGCCUGGUUGGUUUGUUGUCCAGCCGCAGCACUUCCUCAUCCGUCUGAUGUUGCCGCAGGAAGGUAAAUUCCUGGAGCUGAGCUACGAUGGUGGGUUCAAGCAUCCACUGCCACUGCUUCAGCAUCCAAGUGGAUCAUCCUCCGUUUGGCCCACCUUUGCCCUGCUUGGUAGCUCCCUGCUCCUUCCCGAGUCGGGUCAGCUCAACCUGGUGGGGGGUCAGGGAGUAAGUGCCUCUUGGCCACUGCGGAACUUGCCAGAUUGCUGGGCCGUGAUUCUCCUGGUGGCGGAUGGCCAACCGUUGACCAAUGCCGGUGGCAAACCCCACAGCUUGAAGGCUCUGUUGGGCGCCCAGGCGGCGAAGAUCUCCUGGAAGGAGCCGGAUCGUAAUCCCUACCAAUCCGCGGAUGCCGCCCACAACUGGAGCUACGAACUGGAGGUCCUCGACGUGGCCAGUCAGAGUGCCUUUAGCAUCCGGAACAUUCGAGGACCCUUCUUUGGCCUGCAGCGCCUGCAGCCCGAUAAUCUGUACCAGCUGCGGGUGAGGGCCAUCAGUGCGGAUGCAGAGCCGGGGGAGUGGACAUCUCCACUGGCUGCCCGCACCUGGCCACUGGGUCCACAUCGACUGAGGUGGUCCAGCCGGGAGGGAAGGCUCCUGCACACUGAUGAACUGGGCGAGGGCUUGGAGGUGCAGCAGGAACAUUUGGAGCGCCUACCCGGACCCAUGACCAUGGUGAACGAGAGCGUGGGGUACUAUGUGAGUGGAGAGGGGCUGCUGCACUGCAUCAACCUAGUGCACAGCCAGUGGGGAUGUCCCAUUGCGGAGCCACUACAGCAUGUGGGUUCGGUGACCUACGACUGGCGAGGCGGCAGAGUGUACUGGACGGAUCUGGCCAGGAAUUGCGUAGUGCGCAUGGAUCCCUGGUCGGGCAGUCGGGAACUGCUGCCCAUCUUCGAGGCCCGCUCCCUGGCCUUGGAUUCGCGGCAGGGUCACCUCUACUAUGCCACCAGCUCGCAGCUAUCCCGCCAUGGAUCUUUGCCCGAGGAGUCGGUGUCCUACUACAAGGUCAAUGGAUUGGAGGGCAGCAUCGCCUCCUUUGUCCUGGACACCCAGCAGGAUCAGCUCUACUGGCUGGUGGGUCGUGCUGGCACACUGCGUCUUUAUCGUGCUCCCCUGAGUUCUGGCCGUGACGCACUGCAUCUGAUACAGGAUCUGAAGGGUGCCGUUCAGGCUAUCCCCCAGAGCUUGCAGCUCUUGAGGCCACUGGGUGCCCUUCUUUGGCUGGAGCGGAGUGGCAAAAGGGGGCGUUUGGUGCGUUUGGCUGCUCCCGAGGAUGUGAUGGAGUUACCAACGCCGGAUGAAGCUUCUCCUGCCUCCGCCUUGCAGUUGCUGGACCAGCAACCACUUCCUCCGCCGGAUGAGGGGGUUAUUCCUCAGACAGUGACUCCGGAUUCAGUUCGCCUGGAUGAUGGCCACUGGGAUGACUUCCAUGUGCGUUGGCAGCCCUCGACAUCCGGUGGCAACCACAGCGUCUCGUAUAGAUUGCUCCUCGAAUUUGGCCAGAGACUUCAGACCCUGGAUCUGACCACCCCCUUUGCCCGACUGACCCAACUGCCCCAGGCGCAGUUGCAGCUGAGGAUCAGCAUCACGCCGAGGACCGCCUGGCGCAGUGGGCAGACCACUCGGGUGCAACUCACCACUCCGCCGGCGGCACCUAGUCAACCUCGCCGGUUGAGGGUCUUUGUGGAGCGUAUGGCCACUGCCCUCCACGAGACCAAUGUGAGCGCCCUGCUCCGCUGGGAUGCCCCGGAGCAGGGUCAGGAGGCGCCGGUGCAGGCACUGGAGUAUCACAUCAGCUGCUGGCUGGGCUCCGAGCUGCAUGAGGAGCUGCGCCUCAACCAGAGUGCUCUGGAGGCUCGCGUGGAGCACCUGCAGCCGGAUCAGACCUACCACUUUCAGGUGGAGGCGCGUGUGGCGACCACGGGAGCUGCAGCCGGGGCAGCCAGUCAUGCCCUCCAUGUGGCUCCCGAGGUGCAGGCGGUGCCACGCCUACUCUACGCCAAUGCCGAGUUCAUUGGUGAACUGGACUUGGACACCAGGAAUCGCCGGCGACUGGUGCACACUGCCAGUCCGGUGGAGCAUCUGGCUGUGAUCGAGGGAGAGCAGCGAUUGCUGUGGGUCAACGAGCAUGUGGAGCUUCUCACCUAUGUACCAGGCGCUGCUCCAGCUAAGCUGGCCAGGAUGCGUGCUGAGGUCUUGGCCCUCACCGUCGACUGGGUGCAGCGCAUCGUCUACUGGGCGGAACUGGAUGCGAGUGCCAACCAGGCGGCUGUGAUCUAUCGCCUGGAUCUGUGCAACUUCGAGGGCAAGAUCCUGCAGGGCGACCGGGUGUGGAGCACUCCCAGGGGUCGUCUGCUCAAGGAUCUGGUGGCCCUGCCACAGGCUCGUUCUCUCGUCUGGUUGGAGUAUGAGCAGGGAUCGCCCAAGAAUGGUUCGCUCAGGGGCAGGAACCUCACCGAUGGCUCCGAGCUGGAAUUGACCACCUGGCAGCCACUGAUCCACCUGCAUGCCGGCAGCUUGGAGCCCGGAUCGGAGACGCUGAACCUGGUUGAUUACCUGGGCAAGCUGUGUGUCUACGAUGUGGCCCGCCAGCUGUGCACGGCCAGCGCUCUGAGGGCCCAGCUCAGUUUGCUGGGCGAGGACUCCCUUGCCAUGGGACAACUGGCCCAGGAUUCGGGUUACCUCUACGCCCUAAAGAACUGGAGCAUUCGGGCCUAUGGUCGUCGGCGGCAGCAGCUGGAGUACUUGGUGGAACUGGAGCCGGAGGAAGUGCGUCUGCUCCAGGCGCAUAACUAUCAGGCCUAUCCGCCCAAGAGUUGCCUACUACUUCCUCCAGUUGGGGGAUCCUUUGUGGAGGCAACCAAAUGCGAGGAGCAGGGGUGCCAACUUCAAUUACCAUUGAUUAAAGCCUCCAAAGAUUGUGCUUUACCCAUUCCCGGCGUGAGAUACCAAUUGAAUCUCACUUUGGCCAAGGAGGAGGAGUCCCAAGAGGAGCAGAAGGAGCAGCAGGAGGAUGAGCCCCUGGCUCAUUGGCUGCUGGGGGCUGGUGAGUCCUUGAAUAUCACAGAUCUCCUGCCCUUCACUCGUUAUCGUUUGGUGGGAGUCCUGACCAGCUACUACCAAACCAAGUUGGGAUUACCCUCACUUGCUUUGCCCCCGCUGGAGCUUCUCACCGCCUCUGCCACGCCCUCGGCUCCCAGGAACUUCAGUGUCCGUGUGUUGAGUCCCCGGGAACUGGAGGUCACCUGGUUGCCGCCAGAGCACCUGAGGAGUGAAAGUGUCUACUACACGCUCCACUGGCAACAGGAGGGGGAUGGUGAAGAUAAUGAAGCUGGUCAGGAUGGGGCGGAAAGGAACCCCCAGGAGAGGCGACUUGAGGCGGCGGGUAGCCAUCGACUGAGCGGCAUUAAGCCGGGAUCAGGCUAUCGCCUCUGGGUACUGGCCCAUGCCACGCCCACUAAAAGCAACAGCAGUGGGCGGCUGCAUGUGCGCAGCUUUUCCGAUUUGCCGGAACUGCAGCUCCUGGAGCUGGGACCCUAUUCCCUAAGUCUCACCUGGGCAGGAACACCGGAUCCAUUGGGAUCCCUGCAACUGGAGUGCCGUUCGCCGAGUGAGCAACUGCGUCGAAAUGUGGCUGCGAACUACACGAGGAUGGUGGUGGAGCCACUGCAGCCGCGUACUCGCUAUCAAUGUCGCCUGCUUCUGGGCUAUGCGGCCACCCCAGGAGCUCCACUGUAUCAUGGCAAAGUGGAGGUCUACGAGACCCUGGGUGAUGCCCCCAGUCAGCCGGGGAAACCUCAGCUGGAGCACAUUGCCGAGGAGGUGUUCCGCGUCACCUGGACACCGGCUCGUGGCAAUGGAGCACCCAUUGCCCUGUACAAUCUGGAGGCUUUGCAGGCGAGGAGAAACGACAUUCGCCGACGGCGCAGGAGAAGGCGUCGGGAUAGCGGUGGAUCAUUGGAGCAACUGCCGUGGGCUGAGGAGCCGGUGGUCGUGGAGGACCAGUGGCUGGACUUCUGCAACACAACCGAGUUGAGUUGCAUCGUGAAGAGGCUGCACUCGAGCAGGUUGCUCCUCUUCCGGGUGCGCGCGAGGAGUCUGGAGCACGGAUGGGGUCCGUACAGCGAGGAGAGCGAGCGGGUGGCGGAGCCCUUCGUCUCGCCGGAGAAGCGUGGAUCCCUGGUCCUGGCCAUCAUUGCGCCGGCGGCCAUCGUCUCCAGCUGCGUCCUGGCCUUGGUCCUUGUGAGAAAAGUUCAAAAGCGUCGUCUGCGUGCCAAGAAACUGCUCCAGCAGAGCCGUCCCAGCAUCUGGAGCAAUGUGUCCACCCUGCAGACGCAACAGCAGCUACUGGCCGCCAGGAAUCGAGCCUUCUCCACCACCCUAAGUGAUGCGGAUAUCGCUUUGUUGCCCCAGAUCAAUUGGAGUCAACUGAAGCUGCUCCGAUUCCUGGGCAGCGGAGCCUUUGGCGAGGUCUACGAGGGUCAGUUGCAGACGGAGGACUCCGAGGAGCCGCAGCGAGUGGCCAUCAAGAGCUUGCGAAAGGGAGCCAGCGAGUUUGCAGAGCUGCUCCAGGAGGCUCAACUGAUGAGCAACUUCAAGCACGAAAACAUCGUCUGUCUGGUGGGGAUCUGCUUCGACACCGAGUCUAUCUCCCUGAUCAUGGAGCACAUGGAGGCGGGCGAUUUACUGAGCUACCUUCGUGCUGCUCGAACCACUAGCACACAGGAUGCGCAACCCCUGGCUGGUCUGUCGCUCUCGGAGCUCCUGGCCAUGUGCAUCGAUGUGGCCAAUGGCUGCAGUUACCUGGAGGACAUGCACUUCGUGCACCGCGACCUGGCCUGCCGGAACUGUUUGGUCACGGAAUCGGCGGGCGGACCGACGGAUCGGCGGCGGACUGUGAAGAUCGGAGACUUUGGACUGGCGCGGGACAUCUACAAGAGCGACUACUACCGGAAGGAGGGCGAGGGCCUGCUGCCGGUGCGCUGGAUGUCGCCGGAGAGCCUGGUAGAUGGCCUGUUCACCACCCAGUCCGAUGUUUGGGCCUUUGGGGUCCUCUGCUGGGAGAUCCUCACCCUGGGUCAGCAGCCAUAUGCGGCGAGGAAUAACUUCGAGGUGCUGGCCCACGUCAAGGAGGGCGGACGCCUCCAGCAGCCACCCAUGUGUCCGGAGAAGCUCUAUGCCCUCCUCCUCCUCUGCUGGCGAACUGAUCCCUGGGAGCGACCCAGUUUCCGGCGCUGCUACAAUACCCUGCAUGCCAUCAGUACCGAUCUCCGGCGCAGCCAAAUGGCCUCCAGUCCGGCGGACCCCAAGCCAGAGGUCAAAGUGCGAUUCGAUGGACAGUCGCAGGAGCAAAAGGAUCAGAAGGAGCAGCCGCCAGAGAACCUGUCACUAAGGGAAGUCCCUCUAAAGGACAAACAACUGUAUGCCAAUGAGGGCGUCUCCCGACUUUGAGCGGGGAUUCCCUCACCUUUUCACAACCAACGUCUCAAACGAUCUAGCUUUCCGGUUAAUAUAAGGCUAACUUUAAUACAGAAUACAAAUGGAUUAAGA